Messenger RNA from Paramuricea clavata, 525 nucleotides. The record is from the annotation of a GenBank genome assembly. Lineage: Eukaryota; Metazoa; Cnidaria; Anthozoa; Malacalcyonacea; Plexauridae.
AUGGAUCCUGAUUUUGUUAAGAAGCUUGAUGAAUGUAUUUGUAUCUUGGAGCCCAUUGAGAUGUAUAUUAAAUUGUUUCAAGGUGAUGCAGUCCCGUGCUCUGAUGUAUACAAAGCCUUUCUGGUCUUGGAAGAAAAGAUGCGCAACAUGAGUAAUAUUAGUUCGGAGAAGAAAGAAUACCUCGCUAAGCUGGUGCGUAACAGGUUCAACUUCAUGUACGGGGAUGCACAUGGUGUAUGCUACCUGUUAGACCCUCGUUACUUGGGCGAUGAUAUGACACGGAGAUUGCGCAAUGAGAUAGAAGAUUUCAUCUACAACGUUCUAAAGAAUGACGGGACAACCAACAAGGAACGACAGGAGCAACUGGCCCGGGAAUAUACAGCUUUCCGAAUUGAGGCACUGAGAGAACGACGGGAGAACACGUUCCGCUUCAGACUCAUUGGCCAAUCUAAAUCAGUUCUUCAGUGGUGGAAGGCUGAUGGCACUGAUUGGCCAUUAUUGCUAUCACAUAUCGAAAACUUAUAA